Messenger RNA from Microdochium trichocladiopsis, 1941 nucleotides. RefSeq names its product P-loop containing nucleoside triphosphate hydrolase protein. The record is from RefSeq and is a predicted model, not a curated record. Gene Ontology annotation, molecular function: nucleic acid binding; ATP binding. Gene Ontology annotation, cellular component: mitochondrion. Bases 1 to 1941 code for a protein of 646 amino acids. Lineage: Eukaryota; Fungi; Ascomycota; Sordariomycetes; Xylariales; Microdochiaceae. The transcript is spliced from 2 exons.
AUGACCCAGUCGCGACCAGCCGUCCUCCGGCCGACCAUCCUACGUCUCGUCCCACGCCGCUUUUACUCUGCUGAGUCCGCAGCUGUACGGGAAGAAGAAGCGAUCUCGGAUGACAGAAUCACCAAGUUUUCCGAUCUUCCAAAGCUCGGCGUGGACCAGAAGCUUGUCGAUGCCUUGGUCCACGGCAUGAAAUACGAGGAUAUGACCGAUGUCCAGUCGCUCACCAUAAACUCUGCACUGCGGGGUGUUGACCUUGUCGCGCAAGCCAAGACCGGUACCGGAAAGACUCUUGCCUUCUUGAUUCCUGUAUUCCAGCGCAUGCUUGCUGCCGACCCCAGCCUCGAAAGCGUCCGUACCAAGCGGCAUGCCUCCUCCGAAGAUAUCCGCGCUAUUGUCAUGUCGCCCACUCGUGAGCUUGCCGAGCAGAUCGGUGUGGAGGCUAGGAAACUGGCCAGAGGCACCGGCAUCGUUGUGCAAACCGCCGUAGGCGGCACCCAAAAGAGAGAGGCCUUGCGCAAGAUGAGGAGCGAAGGAUGUCACUUGCUCGUGGCCACCCCUGGAAGACUCAACGACAUCCUUUCUGAUGAGAUGGCCCGCGUUGCCGCUCCAAGGCUCCAAGCAGUUGUGCUGGACGAAGCCGACCGCAUGUUGGACGUUGGCUUCGCUCAAGAAAUCGGGCAGAUCAUGAGGAACCUGCCCUCUAUCAAGCAGGUCGACCGGCAGACAUUACUUUUCUCGGCCACCAUCCCAGACAGUGUUGUGUCUCUUGCCAAGUCCAUGGUCAAAAUCAACAACUUUGAGUUCGUCCAGACGAUUGAUCAAAAUGAGGCGCCCACACACGAGCGGAUCCCGCAGAACCUGGCCAUCGUUCAUGGCUACGAAAACUGGAUUCCUGCCAUCCUUGAGAUUAUCGAAAACGCUCAGAAGAAUUCCGAAGCACCGUUCAAGGCGAUGCUCUUCCUCAAUAGCACCGCCACCGUACAGUACGUUUACGAAGUACUGGCUAAGACUGGCCCAUUCGCGGGCCGUUCCGGCCUGCCCCUCUGGGACAUUCACUCAAAGCUCACUCAAGGUCAACGUACUCGUGCGGCUGAGUCGUUCCGCAAAUCCAGCAGUGGCUUGCUCGUCUCAUCCGAUGUCACUGCUCGCGGUAUGGACUUCCCGGGAGUCACACACGUCAUUCAGAUCGGCCUUCCUCCCGACAGGGACCAGUACAUCCAUCGAAUUGGUCGCACCGGUCGUGCCGGCAAGUCUGGCGAGGGCUGGUUGAUUCUUACCGCCGAGGAGAUUCGGGAGGCGCGCAACCGCCUUCCUGGUCUGCCUAUCAAGCCGAAUGAGUCCCUCCAGACGGCCAAGGUUGAGCUUGAGAAGGGCAUUCCUGAAGGCCCGCUGGGAGAGGUUUUCCAAGAGGUGAAGGAUGUUUCCCAAAGGCUUCCCGACUACAUGUUCAAUGACGUCUACAUUUCCUUGUUGGGAGCAAAGAACAGCCGAUAUUGGAAUGUAGAAGACACUGUCGCUGCCUUGAACCGGUGGUGCAAGUACGGCCUCGAUCUUGCCCAGACUCCCGCAAUGUCUGCUGGCUCUGCGCAGAAGCGCGGUCUUGCAAGGGUCCCUGGACUCCGAUUGGACCACGGCGGUUCUUCGAGGUCUGGCUCCAGAAGAGACGAUUACGGCUCGAGGGGCGGCUUUGGCUCAAGGGGUGACUUUGGCUCGAGCGGCGGAGACUCUAUGCGUCGUGACCGCGAGGGCAGCUAUGAUCCAUUCAGCAAACGGAUCGAUUCUCGUGCCGGCGGCGAUGGUUACGGCAGACAUGGCGGUGGUGGCCGUCGUGGAGGUGGUUUCAGUGGCCGUGGUUCUGGUGGCGGUGGACGAGGCGGCUAUGGUGGCCGCCAUGGUAGUGGCGGCGGCGGCGGCGGUUCCUACCGAGACUCGUCUUUCUAA